Danaus chrysippus (African queen) is the source of this 1701-nucleotide messenger RNA. Lineage: Eukaryota; Metazoa; Arthropoda; Insecta; Lepidoptera; Nymphalidae. The record is from the annotation of a GenBank genome assembly.
AUGGAAAUUUCAUACCAAUACACUAAGAAACGUUGUGACUUCGGACGCCAGGCACUGUUCUGUGAACAAGGCCCGGAGCUGUGUGACAGCAUCUCUACCAACGUCGCUGAACACAAGCACUACAUCCUCCGCAACCCUGUACACGAGGCCAUUCAGAACACACCUUGUUUUUCCCCACAGUUCAUAAACACGAUCCGUGCUGAAUAUACAACGACCGGAGCAAACCACGCGGAGGGAGGUUGGCCGAAGGACGUCAAUGUCGUCGACCCCGAAGCAACUCAACGAUAUAGAAGAAAAAUCGAGAAAGAUGACACAUACAUACAUUGUGUUAUGUCGCUGUCUCCCGGGCUGGAACACUAUGUCCUCCAGAACAACGCCAUUGACAUGUAUCGCACAUAUUACGCGGAGAUGGCGUCUUUACCGCCCAUUGAGAAAAGCAGCUGUCGUACGGUGAACGUGUAUCGUGAUGUUGCUGCUGGUGGAGGCCGACCCAUCAGCUCUAUUUGCUGGCAGACGGAAGGUGGUCAUUGCUUUGCCGUCACUUACGUUGAUGUCGAUUUUAAUAAUAUUGCUCGGGCACCAGUAGAGUCGUAUAUAUGGGAUAUAGAAAACGCUAAUUAUCCGAUAUCCACGCUGAUUCCGCCGGCACCUCUGCUGGAUUUACAAUUUAACCCACGAGAUCAGAAUACAUUGAUCGGAGGAAUAAUGAAUGGACAAGUAGGUGUAUGGGACAAACGGCAACAUGGAGUCGCCGCUGGCUUGUGUGCGCCGCAUGUUGCACAUCGAGAACUCGUGCGGAAUGUACUUUACAUCAAUUCAAAAUCGGGUCAAGAGUUUUUUUCUGGCGGACCAGAUGGUGCAUGUAAAUGGUGGGACAUUCGUAAUCUGAAUGAACCGACAGACGAAAUGAUACUAGAUGUUGUGAAGUCAUCAUUCGAUGUCCAAACGAUGGCUAACGCAAACGGAGUCAGUACGUUGGAGUACGAGUCGACGAUGCCGACUCGAUUCAUGGCUGGAACUGAAAAUGGGUUUGUGAUUGGAGGAAACCGUAAAGGAAAAACAGCGAUGGAGAAAUUGCCUGCUAAGUUCGAAGCUCACUUGGGUCCUGUGUGGUCGUUGGAACGUAAUCCGGGUUUCCUUAAAAACUUUCUCACCGUCGGAGAUUGGACCGUCCGUCUGUGGAGUGAGGACUGCCGGGAGUCAGCCGUGCUCUGGUCUCCUCCUCACAGACAUAAAGUUACAUCGGCCGCCUGGAGUCCCACACGUCUGUCACUCAUGACUAUGAUGCAGUGGAAUGGUGUGAUGGCUAUAUGGGACCUACUCAGGCGGCAACAUGAGCCGGUACUCACAAUGCAAAUUUGUGAGGAGCCGCUUCUUAGAGUGCGCAUGCAUGACGGUGGGACUUUGGCCGCUUGUGGCAGUAAAAAGGGUAAUGUGUACAUGGUGGAGCUAUCACAGAAUUUAUCGCAGUCGGACAAGAACGACAAGGUUUUGCUCACUGCGAUUUUCGAGCGUGAGAGUAAGCGCGAGCGUAUCUUGGAAGCGCGCAUGCGUGAGUUCCGCCUGAAGCUGCGUCAGGCCGAGGAAGGCAGCCCCAUCGCCGUCGCCUCUGAAGUAGAUCUGACCGUCGGAGACAAGGACCUGGCCGAAGCCACCUCCGACUACAUGCAGCUCGUGAAGAAAGAACUCGCCGCCAUGUAG